Messenger RNA from Rotaria sp. Silwood2, 1020 nucleotides. NCBI's taxonomy places the organism in Eukaryota, Metazoa, Rotifera, Eurotatoria, Philodinida, Philodinidae. The record is from the annotation of a GenBank genome assembly.
AUGUCUAGUAAAAAUACAAGUUUCAAUAACAUCAGUUCACUUGACGAUGGUAUUAAAAUACUACCUUCUACAAUAAGAUUUUGGAUUUAUCUUGUUAUUUUUAUUCCAUCAAUAAUUUGUUCAUUGUUUGUUCUUUAUUAUCUUCUUUUCACUGGAACAUUACGUCGUGCUCUUAAUAAUCAUACAAUUAUUGUUCUUAUUUUUAUUGGUCUUAUUUGUCAAUUAACUAUUUAUCCGUGGAUGCUCUAUUUCUAUAACAAUGGUAAUCAAUGGUAUAGAACAUUAACUUUUUGUAGUAUCUGGGGAUUUAUUGAUUGGGGAUUAUAUAUAACUCAAGUAAUACUCUUUGCUUGGACUUCAAUUGAAAGACAUAUUCUUAUUUUUCAUGAUCGAUGGAUAGCAAGAAAAAAGAAACGUUUUUAUAUUCAUUAUCUUCCUCUAAUAUUACUUACGCUUUAUUGUUUUAUAUUUUAUAGUAUUGUCUAUUUCGUUCCAUUUUGUAAAAAAUUCGUUCAAUAUAAUGUUGCACUAUGUAUUGACAAUUGCUUAUAUGAUAAUGAUAUAUUUUUCAUAUGGGAAACUAUAGUUCAUCAAAUACUACCAAACUUAAUUAUAAUUAUAGCUAGUAUUGCUUUACUUAUACGUAUUCUUAGACAAAAACACCGUGUAAGUCAACGAAUUCAAUGGGGAAAACAUCGAAAAAUGGCAAUACAAUUAUUAUCAAUAUCAUUUCUUUAUUUGAUAUUCUCAUUUCCAAAUACAAUCUUGAUUCUUAUCUAUCUAUGCGGUUUAUCAUAUGACAUUGGCCAUAAUGUUAAAAUAUAUGCAGAAUUCUUUAGUUAUUUAGUUAUACUUUUUUUUCCCUUUGUUUGUAUCUUUUCAUUACCUGAACUUCGAAAAAAAAUCACAAGAAUUUUAUUAUUACGAUCAACAGCAAUAUCUGUUUAUCCUGAAACCUGUACUAUGAGAUAUAAUACAAAUACGCAACAUAUUAGUAUAUUACAAAAUAGAGUUCAAUAA